Molecule: messenger RNA, 2205 nt
Organism: Hippocampus zosterae (dwarf seahorse)
Lineage: Eukaryota; Metazoa; Chordata; Actinopteri; Syngnathiformes; Syngnathidae
Product: cationic amino acid transporter 2 family protein
Exons: 14
Coding region: 203-2020 (605 amino acids)
Biological process (GO): transmembrane transport; amino acid transport
Cellular component (GO): plasma membrane
Molecular function (GO): amino acid transmembrane transporter activity
Source: RefSeq, a predicted model, not a curated record
CGAGGCCCCGUCACAGGGACUCUCCGUCACUGGAAGCAAAAAAGAAAUUCACCAGCACAUUCGAAAUGGCACAUACAUCUGAAAUGUAACAGAAUGCAUCAAAAAAUGCCGCGCUAUGAAGACUUUACAGUGAGGGGAUUGACAUAUCCACAUAGGUGGUGUGGUCUGAAACGUGUUGAAAGCCACUCGCAGCUUGCAAAGGAUGUCCGGUGCAAAGAUCCUCCUGUUCCUUCAGAGCUUAUCACGCAGGAAACCUCUGGAGCCCGAAGGAGAGGUGUCCAACUUCCGCCGCUGCCUGACCACCCUUGACCUUGUGGCUUUGGGGGUGGGCAGCACAUUAGGGGCCGGCGUGUACGUGCUAUCCGGAGAGGUGGCCCGAACCGUGGCCGGGCCCAGUAUCAUCCUCUCCUUCUUGAUAGCGGCCAUCGCUUCGGUCUUUGCGGGAUUGUGCUAUGCUGAAUUUGGAGCUCGGGUCCCCAAGACGGGUUCUGCCUACCUCUACAGCUAUGUGACAGUGGGCGAGAUAUGGGCCUUUAUCACCGGGUGGAACCUUCUCCUGUCUUAUGUCAUUGGGACGUCUAGUGUGGCCAGAGCGUGGAGUGGAACCUUUGAUGACCUCAUCGGAAAUGUCAUUGCCAAUUCCUUGGGGAAACACGCCGCCAUGGAACUGCCAGGAUUAGCUCCUUACCCGGACUUUUUUGCAGCUGGCCUUAUUCUGCUCUUGGCAGGGAUUCUUGCAUUCGGCGUGAAAGAGUCUGCCAUUGUGAACAAAGUGUUUACGGCGGUUAACAUCGUAGUGUUGCUGUUUGUUAUUCUCACCGGCUUCAUAAAGGGAGAUCUCGACAACUGGUACAUUGAUGAAGCAAGUCUGCAAAAUUCACAUGAAAACGCAUCAUCGGCGAAUGAAACCGUCACUUUUGGAACUGGCGGAUUUUUCCCUUUUGGCUUUGACGGAACGUUAGCGGGAGCGGCAACUUGCUUUUACGCGUUUGUCGGCUUUGAUUGCAUUGCAACGACAGGUGAGGAGGUCCAGAAUCCCCAGAAAUCAAUCCCCCUCGGAAUUGUGGCGUCCCUUCUGGUUUGCUUCUUGGCUUACUUUGGCGUGUCCGCUGCCCUCACUCUCAUGAUGCCAUACUAUUUGCUCAGUGUUCACAGCCCACUGCCUGUGGCUUUUACAUACGUGGGCUGGGGCCCUGCAAAGUACGCCGUGGCAGUGGGAUCCCUCUGUGCACUGUCCACAAGCCUCUUGGGAUCAAUGUUCCCUAUGCCCCGAGUGCUUUUUGCAAUGGCGAGGGACGGCCUUCUCUUCAGCCUUCUCAGCAAAAUGAGUGAGAGACAAAGUCCUGUCAUUGCUACGCUGGCGUCCGGUGUUAUCGCGGCCAUCAUGGCAUUAUUGUUUGACCUGAAGGCUCUGGUUGACAUGAUGUCCAUUGGAACCCUGUUUGCCUACACCCUUGUUGCCAUAUGCAUUCUCAUAUUAAGAUACCAAGUGGACGUCAAUGCCGACAACGAAGAACCAUUUUCUGUCAGUGGGCUCUUCUUUCCUGGUUCACAAUGCACAGCACGGACAUCAAAAAGUGUGUCCGUGUUGACAGUUUGUAUAAUAUUUUUAGCAACCAUCCUGAGUCUCUUCAUAUCCCAAGCCAUGACCGCGCUGCAGUCUUCGGAGUGGUGGAGUGUUCUCUGUGUCGUUGUAGUGAUGGCGAUUCUGAGCCUCACUAUCCUCAUUAUCUGGAGACAACCGCAGAGCGCGACGAGAGCUGCUUUCAUGGUUCCUUUUGUGCCACUGCUUCCUAUCUUGAGCAUCUUGAUCAACAUUUACCUCAUGGUUCAACUGGGAUCGGACACAUGGAUACGCUAUGUUGUGUGGAUGGCGAUAGGUUUAAUCAUCUACUUUGCUUAUGGGGUUCGGCACAGUGUACAGAAGCAAAGGCUCCAAAAUUCACGCAACCAAGGCACCAUCAACAGAAUCACUUCCAAUGUGGAUGACAACUUAGGUCCUGAACCAAUUUUCAGCUAGAUUUUGUUGGUUUGUUGAUAACAAACAUGGGAUUAGCUAUCGGUCAUGGCCAGUAUGAUUAAACAUAUCAAAUAAGUGUUAGUCAAACUGACUGUUGUUUUUAUAAAUCUGUACUAACGUUCAUACCGUUGAAUGUUUUAUGAAACAUAUCGACCGUAUUGUAAAAAUAAAUUGACUUGGUGUGA